UCUUUUUUUUGGUUUUCUUAGAUGCGAGCAAUACUGUGAAGCACUGAGUAAGACGAAGCGAAUGACAGCAUCAUCUCGGGGUGUAGAGCUUUGAUAAAAACAUACAUCUAGACUGUUGCUGCCAUCAAACAAGCGCACGAUGGAAUUGAUUGAUCCUUCCUUCUUUAUCAUGGGUUUGGUUUUGGCUUCGGCCAUAGGAGAUGAGACAACAACAAAUAGUGGGUCCACAGUUACAUGGGAAUUUGACGACCAGUUGUUCGACAGGAACAACUAUAAAUCUACCACUGUACCCUCCACCACCAGUGUCUCCAAUAUCACAAGUAACAUGAACAUCACAGACAACAUCAACAGCACCACCAUGGCCUCAACAACAAACCAGAAAGGGGGUGAAACUACUAAAGGUGGCAAAGACUUGGCCACACGUAAACCCACUGGUCCAUUCAGAACCACAUCUGCAAAUGACAAAGAAAAAGACAAAACAGUGACCCCCAGGCCACGAUCCGCAGGAAACACCACCGGUAUUAUCAUCCUCCUGGUCAUCAUCGUGGCUCUUGCAUUUGGAGUUAUCUACUACAUUGUGCGGAAAAGAGGAAGACGAUACUCUGUUGACUUCACAUCCAGACAAGAUGAAGCCAACAUCCCUCUCAGCAUUGUGGAUCCCCAGAUGCCCGCUGACACUGUUUCUCAGAAUGGUCUGCAAACUUUUGGAAGUGCAGAAACUGCCACGAAAGAGCCUCAAGAACCGGAGGCAACACCUGCAGCACAAGCGGAACAGACAACUGAGGCUGAUGGGUCUGUUGCUGAAGCCAGCGCUGAGUCUGCAGCAGCUCCGGCACCUUCUCCAGACAGCACUGAGGACGAACCCAAUGAGGACGUCGUGGAGCAGAGUCCUCCUGCACCUGUGCAGCCCAGCGGGGAGGAGAAAACUGACGACGAAGGCGCCGACUCCAACAAGACCUCAGUGGAAUCGCUGAAAGAGACAAACGAGAACAACAGCAACAAUGCUGACUUCAGUCAGAAGCGAGAUCUGCAUUCCAGCAACAGCUUCUGGGACGUUCCCCUCAACUGCCCAGUGUGACAUCAUUGCCUCGCUGCUCUUGUCCUGUAGCUCAAAAAACUUGUGGUGUGUUGCCCAGUGUUUGGGUCUGAUCCAGCUGCUAUAUCCAGCCUGUUUCCAUGGGCUUCUGCUCUCCUUUAAAGACAAGUGAUAGCGCCGGGCCGGCCUAUAUCAAUCUGCCCGCAGGAUGCUUUAAUCCACCAUUAAGCAGAUGAAAUGUUGCACUGAGCCUGCGGCGCAGCAGUGACGGCAGGAGCGGUUCUAAAAUUUGUGCCCUUACCCCCUCAAACCUGACCGCAGUCAUGGACACCCUGCACCAAACCACCCAGUGCAGCAGAACACAAGCCUCUUCCUCCCCGGAACUGGAUCCAAAUGUCUCAGGUCUCAGUAUCCUCUAUUAAUACACUGUGUAUAUUUACAACAGCCCGGAUGAUUAGGAUGCUAGCGAGUAGCGCUGGAGCAAAGAAAAUGUGAGGGCAAUCUUCUUUGGCUAUUCUAAGGAGACAAGGAGUUUAUUGGGGGUGAGCGACCUCUCUGAUAUCAAAGCUCACUUUCCGGAGCGACUUCACACAUUCUCCCGUUGGUCCUUUAAUUUUUUUUUCUGCGUAACCUUUAUUUAAUCACGUAAUCUUGAAGAGAUUAACAUCUCUUUUGCAAGAGACAUUUGAAUACAGCAAGAAAACCCAUAUGUAUGUACAGUGCAAAGACAAUAAACUUACAUAUAUAGAACAGUGCAUUUCCAUAAAAAACACCUUUAAUUAUGUUUCUUGGUUUAAAGUAUGAAAUCACUCAGUGGGGUUACAUGAUCAAGAUUAUUUUGCAUUUAUACAACAUAAAAAAAUCGAAAUGAAUAAUUCCAAAUCACGUCCUUAGUUUGAUGCAUGUCAUUUGAUGCAUGUUCUUUCUCUCUGUUAAAGCUUCCAUAUAUAUCUCCACUGUCACUAUCCAUUAAAGACAAAUGAUCUAUGUACCAA
Molecule: messenger RNA, 2031 nt
Organism: Scophthalmus maximus (turbot)
Lineage: Eukaryota; Metazoa; Chordata; Actinopteri; Pleuronectiformes; Scophthalmidae
Exons: 10
Coding region: 140-1078 (312 amino acids)
Source: RefSeq, a predicted model, not a curated record